CACUAGAGUAACCUUUCCCUUUUCUCGAAUCAAACAUGUAACAAAACGAUGAUGAUGAUAUCAUAACCAUCGCUUCUUCGCAUACAUACAUACACACGUACUACACAUCUCAUUCUCACCAUCAAAUUCACAACCAUGUCCUACGCAUCUCUCAGCGUCAAAGACCUAACAACUCUCCUCACACGAUCCGGUAGCAGCGGCUCCUCUUCUUCCCCCAAGACUCCAACUCAAACCCGACCCGUAAAAGUAAUCCCUCUCCAGCAUCCCGACACCUCAAGCAACGCUCGUCCUCCUUCCAUCCUUUUCGACGACAUCUUCUCCAGAUGGAAGGCCAAGAUCAAACGCAUGAGCCUCCUUGAUUGGGUUGAUACUCUCCUCCCUUGCUUCAGAUGGAUUCGAACUUACCGAUGGAACGAGUAUUUCAAGCUCGAUCUCAUGGCAGGUUUAACCGUUGGUAUAAUGCUUGUUCCACAAGCAAUGUCGUAUGCGAAACUAGCUGGUCUUCCACCUAUAUAUGGUUUAUAUUCAUCGCUUGGAUGGCUUAUUCGUUUCAUUAGUCACUCGGUUAUUUCUGGAUUUACAAGUGCUUCGGCUAUUGUGAUUGGAUUAUCUCAAAUUAAAUAUUUCCUCGGGUAUAGCAUUGCUAGGAGCAGCAAGAUUGUGCCACUAGUUGAGAGCAUUAUAGCUGGAGCUGAUAAGUUUCAGUGGCCACCUUUCUUGAUGGGAUCUCUCAUUCUAGUUAUCCUUCAAGUGAUGAAGCAUGUGGGGAAAGCUAAGAAGGAACUUCAGUUCUUACGUGCAGCAGCGCCACUCACAGGGAUUGUGCUUGGCACGACCAUUGCAAAAGUGUUCCAUCCACCUUCCAUCUCUCUGGUCGGAGAAAUACCUCAGGGCCUUCCAACAUUUUCUUUCCCAGGAAGUUUUGAUCAUGCAAAAACACUGCUUCCAACAUCAGCUCUCAUUACAGGUGUUGCCAUCUUGGAAUCUGUGGGAAUUGCCAAAGCACUUGCAGCAAAAAAUAGAUAUGAGUUGGAUUCAAAUUCAGAGUUGUUUGGUCUUGGUGUUGCAAAUAUAUUGGGGUCAUUAUUUUCAGCAUACCCAACUACAGGAUCCUUUUCUAGGUCUGCUGUGAAUAAUGAAAGUGAAGCUAAGACUGGCUUAUCAGGACUCAUAACAGGAAUCAUCAUUGGAUGUUCUUUACUGUUCUUGACACCAGUGUUCAAAUACAUACCACAGUGUGCUUUGGCAGCAAUAGUGAUCUCUGCUGUUAGUGGCUUGGUGGACUAUGAUGAAGCUAUAUUCCUGUGGCGUGUGGACAAGAGGGAUUUCACACUUUGGGCCAUCACUAGUACCACGACUUUGUUCUUCGGAAUAGAGAUCGGUGUCCUUGUUGGUGUUGGUUUUUCACUAGCAUUCGUUAUCCACGAGUCUGCAAACCCUCAUAUUGCUGUCUUGGGGCGUCUUCCAGGCACCACAGUGUACAGAAACGUAAAGCAGUAUCCAGAGGCUUACACAUACAACGGGAUAGUUAUAGUCCGAAUCGACUCUCCUAUUUAUUUUGCCAACAUAAGCUACAUCAAGGACAGACUACGAGAAUAUGAAUUUGUAGUUGACAAAUACACAACCCGGGGACCAGAGGUGGAUAGAAUCUCCUUUGUUAUCCUCGAAAUGUCUCCUGUAACUCACAUAGACUCCAGCGCAGUGGAGGCUUUGAAAGAGUUGUAUCAGGAGUACAAAGCAAGGGAGAUUCAGCUAGCGAUAUCAAAUCCGAACAAAGAUGUGCACAUGACAAUAGCAAGAUCAGGAAUGGUGGAGCUUGUUGGAAAAGAAUGGUACUUUGUGAGAGUACAUGACGCUGUACAGGUUUGUCUGUCUUACGUACAGAGCUCUAACUCUGAAGACAAGAAGGAACCAAGGUUCUUGAGGAGGUUCGGGAGCAACAGCAACAACAACAAUUCAUCACCACACAGUGAUAUUCAAUCCGGCAACACUUUGUUGAAGGAGGCACUGUUGUCAGGGGAAAAAUAA
Molecule: messenger RNA, 2028 nt
Organism: Eruca vesicaria subsp. sativa (arugula)
Lineage: Eukaryota; Viridiplantae; Streptophyta; Magnoliopsida; Brassicales; Brassicaceae
Source: the annotation of a GenBank genome assembly